Molecule: messenger RNA, 2679 nt
Organism: Seriola aureovittata
Lineage: Eukaryota; Metazoa; Chordata; Actinopteri; Carangiformes; Carangidae
Gene: chmp2ba
Product: charged multivesicular body protein 2Ba
Exons: 6
Coding region: 157-801 (214 amino acids)
Biological process (GO): protein transport; late endosome to vacuole transport; endosome transport via multivesicular body sorting pathway
Cellular component (GO): multivesicular body; ESCRT III complex
Source: RefSeq, a predicted model, not a curated record
AACUCCGACAACAGAAAAGUGAACCAGGAAACCGAGGCUGCUAAACUGACCCACCGCCCCGGUCUGACGGUUAAACGGCAGUUUUAACGUUAGUAAUAACACAGUAUAUCAAUACAGGAUUUGUAUUUGCUAUUUAAGUUGAUACAAAGCAGCGACAUGGCGUCCCUUUUCAAGAAGAAGACUGUCGAUGACAUAAUCAAGGAACAGUCUAAAGAGUUGCGUGGCACUCAGAGACAGAUCACCAGGGACAGAGCAGCGCUGGAGAAACAAGAGAAACAAAUGGAGGCAGAGAUCAAGAAAAUGGCAAAGAGUGGUAACCGCGAGGCAUGUAAGAUCCUCGCCAAGCAGUUGGUCCAACUGAGGAAGCAGAAAAACCGGACAUACGCCGUCAGCUCUAAGGUCACCUCCAUGUCUACGCAGACAAAGGUCAUGAACUCCCAAAUGAAGAUGGCCGGUGCCAUGUCCACCACAGCCAAGACAAUGCAAGCAGUGAAUAAAAAGAUGGAUCCUCAGAAGACCCUGAAGACCAUGCAGGACUUCCAGAAGGAGAACAUGAAGAUGGGCAUGACAGAGGACAUGAUCAAUGACACUUUGGAUGAGAUCUUUGAUGAGUCUGGGGAUGAGGAAGAAUCCCAGGACAUUGUCAACCAGGUUCUGGAUGAAAUCGGCAUUGAGAUCUCAGGAAAGAUGGUUAGAGCUCCAGCUGCAGGAAAGAGCGUCCCCGGCGCUGCCUCCUCCAAACAAGCCACCAUCUCUGACGACGAGAUCGAGAGACAGCUCCGAGCUCUGGGAGUGGACUAAUCGCCAUCUUUGUAUUAAUGUUCACAUUAAGAACAAGUGCAACAUUAAUACUGAUUUAUACAGACUCUGCUAUGGUUCAAAUUCUACAGGUGUAACAAAGGGUGUACACCAACACACACACACACACACACCUGACAUUAAGAUGUACAUUAACACAAACAUAUUCUCACAUUCUUCGACAGGUGCAGAUCAUUAACACAGAACAUCUGAUCUAUUUAUGCGAAAAUAAUAUUUAUUAUGACAUCAGAGUGGCCAUAGCCUGAAGGUGGACCAUUAAUAGGUGCUUGACCUGAGGAACCACCUACACUGUUGUUCACCACCCAUCUCCGUCUUUAUAAGGGCUACAUUGACUGACAAUGGAUGGUACACGGUAAUUAAAAAGAGCUUAAUGGUUGUCAGUUAACAGAUGGAACUCGUAUUUCUCCUACUCACACUAUUUGCCUGCUAUCUUUGAUGCCAUUUGUUCAUUUAAAGUAUAUUUUUUUGGGGCUUUUAUGCCUUUAAUGGACAGCACAGUGGAGAGUGACAGGAAACAGGGAGGCAGAGAGAGGGGGAAUGACAUGCAGCGAAAGGCCGUCCGAUGCGGGAUUCGAACCGGGGCCAACUGCAGCGAGGACUGUAGCCUCUACACAUGGGGCGCCUGCUUAAACCACUACGCUACACGACGCCCCCAUUUGUUCAUUUAAGACCCAUCAGAUUUACCUUCUCUCUCAUGAACACAUCUCCUGGGCAAGUUUUCUGUUAUUAUGGGUAAAAUGCUGUUAAUUGAUUCCUUUGUCAUCAUCAGAGUACCAGAGAUAGGACUCAGUUACUUUACUGUGCAAGUGAAAGGAAGAAAAUGCAUCAUUACCCAGUUGAUAACUGUCACCACACAAAGCAAGCAAAUUGGUCGAGUAGAUCAUUAAUUAUCAUGUUUUUAAAAUCUUGGUAGUGAAGACAGACAUAUGCAUGUGAAAUGUGUAACUGACAUUGCCUUUGGGCGAGGUUACGGCCUUUACUUUAAUUGCAUGAGAUGAUGAGACAGAUUGAUCUGAGUGCAAACUGGCUGGUAUCUAAUUAGCACUGCGGAAGUUCCAACGCUGUAUAGACUAAACUUCACCAAACACAAAUUAGGACUAAUGAAAGACUAGCAUAUCAAAGAGUUUGGAAUCGAUUGUUUGAUACUACUGAGUAAUCAAAUGAGUUUGUUUUUUCGGCUUCUUGGUUGUUGCUUGCUGUCUGAUUUGUGUAUUUUAUUUUGGACUUGGGAUUUACACAGUGAUUGUAGGAUGGCACUGGUCCUGCAGUCCCUCUUCUCUUUCAGCUGCUGUGCAGUUACUGUCAUUUGUGGUUUUAAGCUGCCUCACUCACAAAUAGACACACACACACACACACAUACACACACUACACCACUGCGAGAAAAUGAUGGACGUGUUUGCUAAAAUGACACUGUGAUCCAAGAGACGUUUCUCUUUUUCAGAGCUGAAGCGGAUUCCUCUAUACAGUGAUUUGUUAAUGUCAGCCAGCUUCAGGCUUUAUGACAGCGACAGGCAUCUGCUCAUAUUAAUGUAGUCUUUAUCUUUCUCCAGCCGUUUGUUUCCACACUGAUUCCCAAUGCUAAAAUACAUUUUUUUCAAAUUUUCAUGCAUGUAUCUGACAUGCUCAAUUCACAAUUCAUAUUUUUUUGUUUGUAAAUCAUUCUUACCUCUACCUUCUAACACUCUCUUGUGAUAUUUUGAGCGGAAACAGAUUUUGACAUUGAGUGCUGUUCCAUUUGGAAGUUCCCCCUUUUUAAAAGGUGUACAAUAUGUAUACUCAUCUUUGUUUUCUUCCAUGUCAUUGUAAAGUGACUGUGUAAAGGGUUUAUGGCUUUUAUAAGGAAUAAAGUUUCUUCAGGUA